AGGGCAUCAAUAACAAAUACACAACUUUUGUCAUCACUUUUGUCCUAUGUAGUGGAGGGCCUAAGGCGCGCACAAUCCUGCUGUGAAAAUAUCAGAGUUGGUGGGAAAAAAACGCGGUUUGGUCCCCGCGGAGAUUCGCCCCCAAGAAAUGUACACCACCGAUACCGCUCCUAAAUGGGAAACAGAGUCAAAGGCUUCACAGCGAAGAAGGACGGCAAGCUCGGGCGGUGAAUCGCCAUGGAGAAGAACAAGGAAUCCGAUCAGCAAAAUUUGCCGCUCUCUCUUCUUGUGGAGGAAGUUCGGUGGCUUAAGGAGCAGAAGUGCUCCAUAGAGGAACGGAUUGACAAAUUGGAAAGCAAAAUUGCUAGUAUUCAGCAGCAACAGGCCCAGGAAACUCCGAUUGCACCUCCACCUCUGAGCUCACAAGCGGACGAAAGCAUCACAACGAAAUAUAAACUAGUAAUCAGAAGUGUUGUGAACGAGAUAGUUCAUAUAGGGUGCCCUAUAGGCACCUGGGAGGGGAAUGGCAUAACGGUGGUUGUGGAGGAUUUGCAGGGAAAUCAAAUUGCAGCUGGUCAUCACCUUGCUUCACUGAAAGUUGAGCUAGUUGUCGUGAAAGCAGAGUUCUAUGAAAAUGUCUGGGACUGGACCAAGGAUGAAUUUGAGGCAAGUGUAAUAAAGACAGAUUCUGUAAAGGAGAAAAUUAAAAGUGCCAUAUUUCAACUGAAAGAUGGGAAAGGUGUUCAUGAAAACACCAGAAUUCACAAGAGCUCUAAUAAACAGUAUGUCAAGCUUGGGGUAAAGGUCAUUGAGCAUACUGGAGAAAGAGUUCUGGAAGGAGUAUCAAAUAGUUUCUUUGUGCAGCAUAGGCCAAGAGGCAACAAAAGCAAAGAGGGGUCGUCACCAAGAUCAAGAAGAGAGAACUCCCCAACAAAGGAACGAAGAGGGGGAAAAAGACGAGCAACAAAUAAUGGACUUGUUCCAUUAGAGCUACCUGUAUUUAGCAGGCAACCAUCUCAACAUGUUGGUACUUCUAACGCAGGCACAGACACAGAUACGUCUAUGGGGACGGAUGUUACUGAUGAUGAUGAUACGCCUCACAACUUUGGAGAUAAUUUUUUGCAUGAUGGAGUGCAUAGGGAUCCGGUUUUGGAUAUGGACGAUGUGACUUUUUUAGAGUUUUGGGAUAACUUGUUUGCAAGCGGACAAUUGAGUACUGCCCUUCCAUUGGUGACUCCCAAUGAUGAAGCAAAUCAUCGGUCAGCACAAGGUCAAAUAAUGGGAAAUGGCACAGACGAUCACAAUCAACGUGGUCAUUCACAUGGAAAUGCAUACAUGCCAUGCACGAACUCUCAGGACACUCUACCCGAGAUACAGGUGGAUCCCAGUGCUUACCCACAUCAUUCAUCUGCACAAGGACAAAUGAUGGGUGCAGGAUACUGGACAAUUGGUCGAUAUCCAACGUUGGUGGAUGCGCAAUAUCAUCAAGGCUACUCUUUCCCCAAUGAACAUUGCAAGGCGUUUGCUGCCAAGGAAGAACAUCAAAUUGCAUAUGGACCACUUAACUAUGGUGAAGGACAAGUCUCAUUGGGUUUGAGAAGUUUUGUGCCCAGGCCACGUUUGAACCAUAAAGCCUCUGCUUAUUCCUUGCAUACCAGAAGAAGUUCGCCCGGUCCACUACUGUUACCACUCGAUUCUCUUCAGUUGAAGAUGGGAUGUCUCUCUAUCAAUGAUGAAUUUGCGAUGAUGAUGAUGGUGAUGAUGGUGAUAAGUUCGCAAGCCAUAUGGCAAAAUCCUCCGAAGGAAAUUGUUCUCGUUGAGCAAGAGCCAUCAGUUAAGCAGAAAAGCCAUGCUUUCUGUGGAGAUAACAACAAUGAGGUCACUGAGUCGUACGAUCACUUCGUGAUUGUAGACUUGAAGGCGACUGGCGAGAAGGGCGUGAAUAUCAACCCGCUGGAGAUCAUCGAGUUCUCAUCCAUCCUCGUCGACGCCGUCACCGGCCAACAAGCGUCCACCUUCCACACUUACGUCUGCCCGAUAAUGCACCCUGAACUGAGCGAGUUUUGUAAGGAAUACAACGGCAUUCUGCAGACAAAUGUGGAGGCCGGCGUGAUGCUGUCGGAGGCGCUGCAGAUGCACCAAGCCUGGCUGAAGGAGGCAGAGACAAAGAAUGGAGGUAGCCUUAGCUUUGCCGUCGUGACGUGGGGCGAUUGGGACUGCCGUACCAUACUGAUGCAGGAGUGCUCGUUCAAGCAUGUCACCAUUCCUUACUACUUCUACCAGUGGAUCAACCUCAAGAAACCCUUUGCGGAGAAGUUCGGUGACAACUACUUGUUGGCCCCUGUGCUGGAGGCAGUCCAGGCAGCCGGGCUUAAAUGGAAGGGCUGCCCCAAAGGGGGGCAGAGCCACGCAGACAACAAGGCGCGGCUUCUUGAGUUGCUGAUACGGCAUAGCGCCAAGCUCUACAUCACCGACAACCUGCUGGCGAUGUAACUUAAUUUGUACUGCAGACCCGACGUUCGUUUGUUUCCGUUUCCUUAGUGUCCCUUCUUAACAACCAUGUUUUAAGUCCCAUGCUCUUCUGUGUGUACUCUCUAAUGCACUAGUCUUAGAUUUGGUUACAGAAAGGUUUCGUCCCGUAGAAGGUUCCCCUGCUGUUUCCAGAUCUGUUAAGAGUUUCUUUUCAGUUCCAUCAAGAGUCUGGUUUACUUUCAAACUGUAAUUGGGUUAUUCACAGUCUUCUAGUCAAUCAAUGUAACCUGACUACUUGAGCCACUUGAACAUAUUUAACACAUGCAUAACUGAGCUUCUUCGGCAA
This is a messenger RNA of Aegilops tauschii subsp. strangulata, 2818 nucleotides long. RefSeq lists its product as uncharacterized. Lineage: Eukaryota; Viridiplantae; Streptophyta; Magnoliopsida; Poales; Poaceae. Gene Ontology annotation, molecular function: 3'-5'-RNA exonuclease activity; nucleic acid binding. The record is from RefSeq and is a predicted model, not a curated record.